AUGACUACUAUUUUCGACGCGAUUUUCUGUUAUAUCAAUAACAGUACGGAAUUCAAAGCCAAUAAUCGUAAGAUCAGCACAGAGCUUUGGCAAACAAGGCUCUGUGCUGGUAAAAACUGGUACACCAACAUGACAGGAGUAUAUGAUGCUAUUGGCCCUCAACGAAUCAACUUUGUCGUCGUGCGUCAUCCGUUAGACAGAUUUCUUAGCGGUUUCGCCGAUAAGUGCCUACGUGAAGCUCUACGUCAACCAUUCCGUUGCUAUUCAUGUAAUGGUGAUAUGGGAUGCUUCGUAUCCGCAUUAGCCGAUGAUAUGGAUAAAAUGUAUAAGAGGGGCACUUAUGAGUACUCAUAUGAACUACAUCACUUCGCUCCGCAAACAUGGUACUGUGAUUUUAACAAUCACUUGGAAGAAUUUAUUAUAAUCAAGUACGAGACUGGACGGCAAGGUAUCCUAAAUAUGGCUUACAAAUUUGAUUCCAUUUUCCUUUGGCUGGAGUUCCCGAAAAAAUUCGGAAAGAAAUCCGCAAAGAACUACUUGGCAGAACAGACGUUAAUGGGCAACUCAACGCUUCUUGCACAAGUGACGCGGAUGUUUUACUAUGAUUUCAUUGUUCUUGGAUUUGACUUACCGAUUUUGAUUUGA
Molecule: messenger RNA, 645 nt
Organism: Cooperia oncophora
Lineage: Eukaryota; Metazoa; Nematoda; Chromadorea; Rhabditida; Trichostrongylidae
Source: the annotation of a GenBank genome assembly